AUGGCACCACCGCUCCUCCACUUCCGCCUCCAUCCACAAUGCCUCCUCCUGCCCCGCCUCCGCCAUUCCGUCCCCGCCCGCCUCGUCCUCCGCCUCAGCCUCAAAACCCUCUGCUGCUCCUCCUCGGAUUACUCCCCGCCGCCCCUCCACGGCCCCUCGCUCCGCCGCGGCCGCGCCCCGCCGGACCACCCGGACCCCUUCGCUCGCUCCUUCGACCUCGCCGCGCUCCGCGUCCCCGCCGCCGCCUGCGCGCCACUCGAGCGCCGCCUCCGGGGCCACCUCCUCAACUGGCCCCGCGUCCGCAACGUCGCCCGCCUCCCCAACGACCAGGGCCUCCUCGCCCUCGGGCUCUCCCUGCCGUCUCCCCCGCUCUUCUCCGCCCAGGAAUCGGGCACCCCGGUCCCGCCGACCACCGCGGUGGCGGCGCGGCGGGAGAAGGUGGCCCGCGAGUUCAACGCCCGGGGCUUCGUGCGUUUCCCCAACCUCGCCCGCCUCUCGCGGCCCAGUCCCGCCGCGCGGAAGCGGAGGGGGAGGAAGGCCGGAGGUGAGAGCGACGAGCAGGCGACGCGUGGGCGUGACAAAGAUAAGGUGUAUGUGGUGGAGGUGGUGGGGGAGGGAAGGGAGGGCGACGAAGACGAUUUGAAGGGGUUGGUCGGGGAAGAGGGCCUCCGGAGGGGCGCGUGGCGGACUGGCCCCAGCCGCCUGCUGCUGCUGGACGAGAAAUACGCCGGGAGGGGAGUUGAUGAGCUCCCAGAGGCCGUCAAGGUGGUGCUCAUUUCUGCUGCACUUGACAUAGCUGCUAAAAUUGUCAUGCCUCUGGGAGACGGCGGCAUUCCUGCUCAUGCUUGGGGUCAGGAGACGGCGGAGCAGCUUCUCAACGAGUUUUGUUUGGUUAGCAGCCUGCACACGGACAAUGCGGAGCGGCGGGAUGUGUUCAGUUUGACAGCAUGGUGCUCUUCGCCAAGCCGCAUCCCAUCUGGUAUGGACUUGGAGAUUAUUGAGCCGCCGGUGGCUGGUGCUACUGAUCAGGAAGGGAAACGUAGUCUGGUCUACCCUGUGGAGAUAUCUUGCUCAAUUUUGGAUAUUCAUGCUCCUGCUGAUGCCCCCCCACCCCCGCCUCCGGCUGAUCACCACGGUGGUCGCCGUUGUAGGCGCUGGCGGCGGCGGCGUGGCUCGCCGGAGGAAGAAACUGAUCAGGCACAUGGAGUUCCUUCGGAGGCACGCCCCGUGCAUGCCAGGCUGGGGCUGUUCGUCCCUGUGCAAUCCGCGAGGGUUCCGAGGUUGCACCUACCAUCAUUGUUGGUCCGCAGCCGAAGGGUCCAUCGAGAUGAAGAUGCUGCUCUUGUGCUGCUGGCUGUUAAUGUUUUGCAUCUGACGGGGCCACAAAUGAGGAAGAUACAGCCAUCUUGUGGCGUCUCCAGCGCCCAGUCGAGGAAGAUACAAUUAUUGAGCUUCAAGGCGUGCUGGCUGAUGGAGUUGAUUCUGUGGCGUCUCCAGCGCCCGAUCCCAAGGAAGAUAGAGUUAUUGAGCUUCAAAGGCGCUGAUGAAUCAAGACACGCCUGCUUCGGCCUCAAGUCCCGAUGGUGGCACCGCACACGUCCUCUCUGCCGACGGCUCCCAGGCAAGGCGCUGCGAGUGUACUCUCGCUUGCGCUUCCGUACUAGGCCCCCCUCUACCUCCGCACACUUCGGGGAAGUGGACGCAGCUGCUCCUUCAACUCCGGUGCUCCCCCAACUUGAAAGAGCUUGCAAGCCAACAGAUAGCCUCCUACCGCUGCCUGUCAUUCACAUGAGGCGCGUCAAAGCUGUGGCUCCGGGUUCUUUACCUCGACGAAGCAGAAGGGUGGCUGGAGUUGACCCGUGUUCUCCAGGACUAGUCACCACCGAAGCACAAAGGAGGGUUAUGAGGAGUCUAGGUUUUGCGUGCAAAGAAAAAAUUGAUCUCAAGACUCAAGAUGCCUACUUCAAGAUUAUGGGGAGCCAACUCAAUGAGAGCCAUGUGGCUGCCAUGGCGGCUAUCUUCGGCUGGAACAUCGAAGAGGACGCUCAGAGAAUUUUCCUCUCAGUUUUUGGCACUGCUUAUGACAAGUAUGUGGAACUGCCAGCUGAUGGUACGAGGGGAGGGAUCUUGAUUGCCUGGAAAAGCAAUAUUUGUCAGAUCCUAGCUUCCAGAGUGGAUAAUUAUUCUAUCUCAGUUCAAUUUGAGGAACAAGAAGGUCGCAAUUGGUGGUUUACAGGAGUCUAUGGUCCUCAAGAUGAUGUUGAUAAGAUAGCAUUCUUGCAAGAGCUUCGUGAUGUGCGAGCUUUAUGUUCGGGCCCAUGGCUGAUAGCGGGGGACUUCAACUUAAUAUACCAAGCUUCUGAUAAAAACAAUACCAAUUUGGAUCGAGCAAUGAUGGGUCGGUUCAGGCGCUUCCUUGAUGAUGUUGAGGCUAAAGAAAUUCCUCUGUUAGGAAGGAAAUACACACAUGGUCUAAUGAAAGAUCUUCUCCCACCCUCGUGA
Messenger RNA from Miscanthus lutarioriparius, 2502 nucleotides. NCBI's taxonomy places the organism in Eukaryota, Viridiplantae, Streptophyta, Magnoliopsida, Poales, Poaceae. The record is from the annotation of a GenBank genome assembly.